CAUAGUUUUGACAGUUUGUUUUUACUGAUACUUGUCAAAAUUUAAUGAAACUAAUGAUUUUACUGAAUAUAUAUUGAUUUUAUACUUCAAACAAAAGUAUGUAUAUAAUUAAUCUACCACAGAACUAAGUAAAAUACAAUUUGUAUAAAAGUUUAGACUCUACAAUUACUCUAUAAAAAAUUUUAUUGAAAUACGAUGUCUCUAAUUGGAGGGGAAACUUCUGAAAGAAGAUUUGAGAUUGAAUGUAAAUUAGAAGCAGAAAUAAAUGCUUUGAAAGCUUUAAAUAAUGCUCGUGUACAAAGUCAGCGCCUAACGAGUGGCAUGGUAGCUAUAAUAUCUUCGUUAGAAGAAAGGCUAGCAACUCUUCGGCGUACAAUUCUUCCGGUUUACAAUGAGACAGGCAAUCUGCAGUCCCAACAACACAACAUCGAAAAAACUUUGACAGUACUGGAUCAUGCAAUUGGCUACUAUGGAGUUUGUCAAGAAGUGGAAGGAUCGGUUCGUGGUGGGCCUAACGGGGCUGGUGGCUUAGACGGUUUUCUUGAAGCAAUGAACCGUUUGUACAAUGCUCAACAUUACUUUCAGAAGAAUAACCCAAGCUCUGUUGAACUGGAGAAUAUUUCAACUUUAUUUGGUGUUGGAUUGGAAGCACUUUAUGCCGAGUUUCAUGAUAUUUUAGCCAGACAAAGUAAACCCAUGCUGCCAAUUGUGCUUUUGGACAUAAUUGGUUCUGAUGAAGACACUAGUGGCGAGGAUGCACCACAGUCUCUCUGUCAGUUGCCAGAAAGUACCAUUGGCGAUUUAGUGAAAAUUGCUGUCUGGCUAGAAGAAAGAGGACUUCGUCGCUAUGCAGAUAUUUAUGCAUCUGUGCGAUCGACAAUUGUUCUCCGAUCAUUACAACUGAUGAAGGAACAUCACAGAAGUGCAAGUGGUGGAAGCACACAUGCCGCUAGUCCCAUGAUGAAAUCAAAAUUCCAGCACCGUCAUUCUUUAAGUGCGCAGGAGAAUGUAGGACGCAAAACAUCGCGGCGUUUGCAACAUGCUUUGGAGAAAAAGGCCAGUAAAAUGUUUCUAAAAGCAUCUCAAACUACUGGAAUAGGCCUCUCAUUUCCUUCUUCAAGGAGACAGUUGCCGACGCCGUCGAACGUUAUUGUGGAAGACACUGCUCCAGAAGAGCAAGAAAUGGAAAACUAUCUUCUGUUAACUGCUAGUUUACAUAAACUUAUUCAGUCAGAGCGCUCUCUGCUUGCUAGAAUUUUACCAUCAUAUUUACAGCCACAAGUUUUAGAAGCAACCGUUCGUGACGCUAUGGAUCUUGUGGUUCAUGAUGGAGAAAAUAUUGCGUCACGAGCGAAGCGUUGCAUUGGAAGGCGCGAUUUUUCUGCUGUUUUAGUUGUUUUUCCAAUUUUAAAACAUCUGGGCGAAUUGAAACCAGAUUUUGAAAGAACUGUUGAGGGUUGCGAUUACACCCUACGAUCAAAAUUUGCAUCACUGAUAUCGACAUUAAAUGCAACGGGAGCUAAAGCGUUGGAAGACUUUGCUGAAAGUGUACGAAAUGAAGCGGGAACCGCUUUACCGAAAGAUGGAACAGUGGCUGAAAGCACUAGUAAUGUAAUAGUAUUUCUUGAACAAUUAAUUGAGUACACUGAUACUGUGAGCAGUGUUCUCAACCGUAACGAAACGGAUUCUUCAUUUGCAUCCAAGGAUAAUUCUCAUCGAGCACUUUUAGGAUCCUACAUAAAAAAAGUGUUAGCCCAAUUAAAUUUAUCUCUAGUGAGUAGAAGUGACAAUUCCUACUCAGAUCCAGCCUUACGUGCUCUCUUCAGACUAAAUAACCAUAAUUAUGUGAUAAACGCUCUUCGCAGAAGUUCCCUAAUGGAAUUAUUAUUAUUGGCUGAACCAAAUGCUGAACAAACGUACGACGACCUUCUUCUACGAAACCAAAUAAAUUACGUAUCCGCCACAUUUAGCAAAGCUAAAGUACCCAUAGAAAAUGCUAAUGAUGAUACAGAAUUAGGAUCGAAAACAAUAAAGGAAAAAUUCUCUGCAUUCACAAAAGAAUUUGAUGAAGUUGCAAAACAUCAGAGAUCAUUUUCAGUGCCGGACGCGCGUUUGAGAUCAGAUUUGAGAAAGGAAUUGUGUAAUUCUCUCACCCCAGUUUAUGUUGAGUUUUACAAUAAGUACAGAAAAACUUCUUUUUCAAAGAAUCCUGGGAAAUAUAUUAAAUACACACCCGAACAAGUUUUGAGUACUAUAAAGACUUUCUUUGAUGGGACGACAUAAAAUUCUACCACUUGUUUUCUGAGAGAAAUAAAAUGUCGGAUUAAUAUUUAUAAAAGUGAAAUCUUAUUACAGCUGUUUUAUUGUUAAAUUAUUUUAAUAAAAUAAAGUUAUAAUAA
Messenger RNA from Leptopilina heterotoma, 2399 nucleotides. RefSeq names its product exocyst complex component 7 (gene Exo70). NCBI's taxonomy places the organism in Eukaryota, Metazoa, Arthropoda, Insecta, Hymenoptera, Figitidae. Gene Ontology annotation, cellular component: exocyst. Gene Ontology annotation, molecular function: phosphatidylinositol-4,5-bisphosphate binding. Gene Ontology annotation, biological process: exocytosis. The transcript is spliced from 7 exons. The record is from RefSeq and is a predicted model, not a curated record. The coding region runs from base 196 to 2283 and encodes 695 amino acids.